Cylindrotheca closterium is the source of this 444-nucleotide messenger RNA. The record is from the annotation of a GenBank genome assembly. Lineage: Eukaryota; Bacillariophyta; Bacillariophyceae; Bacillariales; Bacillariaceae.
AUGAGGCAAUCGAAAAGAAGGCAGAAGGUUGCGAAUGAAAUGGAAAUCGGUGAUGGAAGUGAGGAUGAUGAUCAUGGAGUAGGCAACGAUGAACUCCAUUACGAUGAUGAUGAUGAUGAUGUUGAGGAUGCAUCGUCUAUGCAUGAUGAGCCAAGUGAAGAGCAGCGCAAUGAUGAAAACACUACAGAAAGAAGCAAUGAUGAAUCUGGACACGAAAGUAAUUUUCUAGAUAUUUCUUUCUUCAAACUUCCCUGUCUACAAGAGGCCAAGCUUGAAUCGCCACAGAGCCCAUUUGACGUUCUGGCGGGUAGCUUCAUUGCUCUCAAAUAUACAUUAUUGAAGCCUCGCUGGUUUCAGUUGUUCUACCGUGAAACUGAAGAGAGCAAGGCUUAUGAAGGUAUUGGAAUUUACCACGCAAGAGUCCAGAUAUGGUUGAGAGUAUAA